This is a messenger RNA of Xenopus tropicalis (tropical clawed frog), 3662 nucleotides long. RefSeq names its product vomeronasal 2 receptor 1 (gene vn2r1). Gene Ontology annotation, cellular component: membrane; cell periphery; plasma membrane. NCBI's taxonomy places the organism in Eukaryota, Metazoa, Chordata, Amphibia, Anura, Pipidae. The transcript is spliced from 6 exons. Gene Ontology annotation, biological process: detection of chemical stimulus involved in sensory perception of smell; G protein-coupled receptor signaling pathway. The record is from RefSeq and is a predicted model, not a curated record. The coding region runs from base 182 to 2908 and encodes 908 amino acids. Gene Ontology annotation, molecular function: signaling receptor activity; G protein-coupled receptor activity; olfactory receptor activity.
AGCACGGAUUACAUGACUGACAAUCGCACUAUGCAGUGUAUGAAGAAACAUCACUUUCUUUCCCUUGGGUCUCCAUAUUGUUACACAGGCCAAUAGCAGAAAGCAGUAUCUCUAGCAAGGACUUAGCACAGCUUCAAUAGACUUUCUCCUUGAUGAUCUUCAUUUGGUAUCCCUUAUCAAGAUGGCAAGCAAGAUUUUUUAUUUACUUUGUAUAAUAUAUAUUUGUCUACAAGACAAAAUUCAUGUUAGGGGACAAGAAUGCCGACUUAUAGGAAAAUUUGAUCUACAUGGAUUUCUGGAGUCAAAAAACCACGAGUUAAUCAUCGGAGGAAUGUUUCCCUUCCAUUUCCGGACCAUACUGCAAAAUGAUUCCGCUAUGGAGGAACCCAAGUCACCAAAAUGUGAAGGGUUUAAUUUCCGCAGUCUGCGCUGGGCCCGAGCCAUGAUCUUUGCAAUCAAUAAAAUAAACAAACAGAGGGACAUUCUCCCAAACAUAACGCUAGGUUAUCAAAUUUUCGAUACAUGCUUCACCAUUUCCAAAGCAGUGGAAGGAACCCUAUCAUUUUUAACAGGGCAAAAUGAGACCCACCCUAAUUUCCGCUGCAGCGCCGGAGCUCCCUUGGCUGCCGUUGUUGGAGCUGGAGGAUCAGCCUUAUCAAUUGCCACAGCCAGAAUCUUAGGGCUGUACUACUUCCCACAGGUGGGUUAUGCUUCAUCCUGUUCCGUACUUAGCGACAAGUUCCAGUUCCCAUCAUUUCUUCGCACAAUAGCCAGUGACACAACUCAGUCUAAAGGCAUUGCAGCACUUGUUACUUAUUUUGGGUGGACCUGGGUUGGAACUAUAGCUGCAGAUGAUGAUUAUGGGAAAUAUGGCAUCAAACUUUUCAAAGAAGAGGUGGAGAAGAAUGGAGUUUGCAUCUCUUUUUCUGAAACCCUGCCCAGGAUUUAUAAUAAAGAUUCAAUAGAUAAAAUAGUGGCGACAAUAAGGAAGUCCACAGCCAAUAUCAUUGUCAUCUUUUCAUCAGAUAUUGAUUUAAGUUCAUUAAUGGAAGCCCUAGCAGAAACUAAUAUCACAGGGAAAACAUAUAUAUCCAGUGAGGCUUGGACAACAUCCGCACUAAUAGCUAAACCUAAACAUUUUCAUUUUCUUGGUGGCACAAUUGGCUUUGCAGUUCAGAGAGCAUCCAUACCAGGUUUUGAGGAAUUUCUACAUGACAUACACCCAGAGCAUGGAAAUGAUGAUUUGGUGUAUGAGUUCUGGGAGGAGGCCUUUAACUGUACUUGGCCCACAAAUCGAGCAUUAUUUUAUACAAAUAUUAGUUUGGAAGCAGCAAUGGCUGGACGGAAAAGAGAUGUUUCGCCUAUACCUUGUACUGGAAGAGAGAAUCUCAAUACUUCCCUCAAUACAUACUCAGAUGUAUCUGAGCUGCGGAUAACAUACAAUGUUUAUAAAGCUGUCUACACCAUAGCACAUGCUCUUCAUGACCUAGAUGUCUGUGUACCUAAACAUGGUCCUUUUCCCAAUAAUGAAUGUGCAAAUGUACUUGAUUUUGAGCCAUGGCAACUGAUGUAUUACUUGAAGAAGGCUAAGUUUACUUCGUUAAAUAAUGAAACCAUCUCAUUUGAUGACUCAGGAGAUAUAAAGGGUCACUAUGAUGUUUUAAAUUGGCAGUGGAAGGACAACCAAACCAUGUCCUUUGUAAAGAUUGGAUAUUACAAAGAUCUUACUUCGGGUUAUGAAUUUAAAAUUGACAACAGUUCCAUACUCUGGAAUACACCAAACACAAUGCCUCCUCGCUCAGUGUGCAGUGAGAGUUGCAUUCCAGGGACACGGAAAGGUAUUAGACAAGGGGAACCAGUCUGCUGCUUUGACUGCAUUGCGUGUGCAGAUGGAGAAAUAACUAAUGAAACUGAUGCAAGAGAAUGCAUUUCAUGUCCAUCAGAUUUCUGGUCCAAUUCGCACAGGAAUGAAUGUGUACUGAAGGAAGUGGAAUUUCUGGCAACUGAUGAAGCUUUGGGGAUCACACUGAUAUUCUUGUCUGUCUUUGGAGCUUCACUUGUUAUUGCCUUCACUGUUGUUUAUAUUAUGUACAGAGAAACAGCAUUAGUCAAGGCAAAUAGUCGCAGUCUGAGCUUUCUCAUUCAGGUUUCUUUAGUUUUCACUUUUAUGACUUCAGUUCUUUUUGUUGGAAAGCCAGAGCAAUGGUCUUGUAUGGCACGCCAAAUUACCCUAGCUUUGGGCUUCUCCCUCUGUCUUUCCUCUAUAUUAGGAAAAACAAUUGUUUUAAUGUUAAGAAAAAAGUCGGCUAAGUCAAAACUUGCUGAAAGAGGCCACGAUGCAUUGAAACCUGUAUACCAAAUCAUUGUCGCAGUUAUUGGCUUGACUAUUCAAGCUGGCAUCUGUACAGCUUAUUUACUUAUCUAUCCCCCUUGGGUUUACAAAAACAUGGAGUCUCAAAAUGUAAAGAUAAUUCUUGAGUGUAAUGAAGGUUCUAUUGAAUUUCUAUGUUCUAUGUUUGGGUUUGAUGUUUUCCUGGCAAUAUUAUCCUUCAUAACUGCCUUCAUAGCCAGAAAACUGCCAGAUAACUUCAAUGAAGCCAAAUUUAUUACUUUUGGCAUGCUGGUCUUCUUCAUUGUCUGGAUCUCAUUCGUUCCUGCUUACUUAAGCACAAGAGGAAAAUUCAAAGUGGCUGUUGAAAUAUUUGCUAUAUUGGCAUCCAGUUUCGGUUUACUUGGUUGUAUAUUUGUCCCCAAAAGCUACAUCAUUCUUCUAAAACCAGAAAGAAACACUGAAGAAAUUGUCGGUGGUAGGGCUGCCACUAAUGACAAGAGUGCCCCCGCUACAUCUGCCUCAAUCACUAGUGAGAUUAACAGUACAACAGUCUCUACAGUUGUACUCGAUGAUUAAUGCGUUCCCAUACAUUCAUUUAAUUCCUUUACAUGAGACAUGAUCUGAUCAGUACUGUUCCAAAGAUACAGCAGUUUGAAAUUGUUCAUGUAAAAUUCUGAGCGGGUCAGUUGCAUAAUACUUUGCAGAGAACAAAUAUUUCAAAGUUCUAUAGUAUGGCAGCCAUAAAUGGGAAAAACAACUCGCUAGAAAUAAUCUAAUUUUAUACACUGUAGCACAGAAAUCUUUUAAUAUCUCUAUAGAAUUUUAUAUCUUCGGAAAACAAAAGUGUUUACAACUUGCACAACAUUUUCAGUUCUCAGACAAAACACGUGCAGUGUGUAAGUCGUGACUGGGUGUGUGUUCUGUACAUUUAGCCUGAAUGUGGUGGAUUUAAACUUUUAGUGGAAAUAAGCCAUGGCACAGUUAAAGAUGAUGUUUACUAACAUAAGUUUUCACUAAUGACUUCCAGUUAAUUUAUAAAUGGAGUUGAACUCACUGUACCAACUGCUAUAAUUCCCAUCAAAACUAAAGGGUAAAGCAGAAGAAAAUAAAAGGAUUAUAAGAUUAUUUUAUACAAUGGGUUAUGAAUACUUGAGUACCUGAUUACUAUAUGUAUGUACUAAAUGUACUAAAUGCCACCCUUUAAAUAUAUUACACAGUAUAUUCAGUUAUAUAGGUCACAAUGUACCUUAUCAACUUUAUAUACAGGCAUGAACUAUCUUACCUGGAAACCCGUUAUCCAGAAAGCUCCGAAUUACGAGAAGGCCAUUUC